Amyelois transitella is the source of this 4391-nucleotide messenger RNA. RefSeq names its product N-acetyltransferase ESCO2 (gene eco). Gene Ontology annotation, biological process: mitotic sister chromatid cohesion. The transcript is spliced from 10 exons. Gene Ontology annotation, molecular function: protein-lysine-acetyltransferase activity. Gene Ontology annotation, cellular component: chromatin; nucleus. The record is from RefSeq and is a predicted model, not a curated record. NCBI's taxonomy places the organism in Eukaryota, Metazoa, Arthropoda, Insecta, Lepidoptera, Pyralidae. Bases 256 to 2904 code for a protein of 882 amino acids.
AUGGUCGCUGGGUAACGUUUGCAACAGCAUCGUUUUACACGUUAGAUGAUACAAUUAGUUAAUUAAUCGUGUUAUUUUUUAGUGCAAAUUACAUUUCAUGCAUUGGUAUUGUAUUACGUGCAAGAUGAUUCGUAAUAAUCAGUCACUUGUUAUUGUUAACUCCAAGAAAUAGUCGUGCUGGAUUGUUGCGUAGAGCUCGGAUAGCUAGAACGUGUUUUUUUACUGUUGAUUAUUUAACAAAUAAUCGUGUAUACCAUGGCUGGGAUAACUCCACGGCGGUCGACACGUAUCCCACAUUCUCACACGCCGAAAAUGUCGGAAAGAAAGAAGGGACUAUUUCAAAAUACUGAAGAGCCAAGUAGGGAGUCUUUGACCAAACAUCGGAGGCUUCCUGUGGUAGACAGUGAGAGUGAUAGUGAAGACUGUGACCUGGGCAUCAUGGGGACACUAGACUCUAGCUCGGAUGAAAAUGACAAUGGGCCGAGGACCCCGGAGAGAAAUAUAUGGCAUGAGACAAGAAGCCAAACACGAAAGCUGCUUAAAGAAAACCAAGAUCUGAAGAACUUUAUUAAGUCCCCGUUUACUUUGAAGAAGUAUCAAUCUAGGUACUGCCCUGAAGCAAAAUGUGCAGGCUCAGUGUCCACUCCAUGCACCCCUCACUUCCACAACCAUCCUGGCACCCCUUCGUCAACGCACUCCUGUGCGAGUGUCCAUACAACUUCGUCUACCUCAAGCCGAGCUCGUAAAAGUCUCGCAAGUCUCAUCGCUGACACAGAGAGCUGCAGCAGCUCCCUUAAAGACUUAAACUUUGACACAGACUCCGGAACUGACACUAAAGAAAAUACGCCCUCAAAAGUUCGGCGUUCAAGCCGCAAACAGAAAUCGCAAAAAAAUACCUUCUCUGGUGUCCUUCAUGAGCAACAGAAAAACACAAUGUCUCCAAUGAAAACUGCCAUAGUUUGCCUCACGAAAAUGGAUAUGAACAGUUUAAUAUCACCCACUCAAAUGCUCAAAACACCUCAUACUACCGAAUCUAACCAAUCUCCACCAAAACUAAGCCACAAUCGUCGGUCUGUAGUUGAGAUCAACGAAAGUCCUGAAUCUUCUUGUGAUGGCGAAAAAAGUAAUAAGAGACUACGUAAUGAAAGCAUCACAGAUCAAGGGCCUAUUUCAAAGUACCCUAGACUAGAAAACCCGGCGCCCAAAGCUCGCCUGUCACUAUUCAACAGUGACAGGCUGAAAGAAAUCCUAUCAGCGAAGUCUUUCUAUGGGAAAAGCAAUCCUGAACUCAAUACUAAUAUCACAUCAAAAAUUUCUAAAGCCAUUGAAGUAACAAACUCCCAUCCCCGUCGGCCAUUCUCGCAUUCCCGCUCUUCCCGUUGUAAGAGAAGGCCGGGUCAGAUUAACAUGGGCGUGAAACACAGGAUAAGGAAGCCUAAAGUAAACAAAGUGAGAAUUGUCAACUUGAGUGGGAGCAAAUCUUUGAAUAAUACAGCAAAUAACUCUAUGUUGAAUGCCAGUGCUGUCUCUAAUGUGAGUGCCAAUGAUACCUCAAUGCUGAGUCAGAAUUCUUCUCAGGACCUUGAAAAUGACAAAGCAGAUCCCUUUGACAAAGAAAAGCAGACAAUCGAAGCUCUCCUCAGCCAGUGGACCGAAGAGGAUAUCCCGGAAUCAGAACUCCUCUACUCCAAGCCCGAUGUCCCAUGCUUCAACAGCUCAGUCAUACAAGAAACCAAUCCUAUCUUUGAACCUGUAAAAGCGAUACCAGUACCCAUUCAAGACGCAGAGGUUCCUAUAAAUCCGGAUACGGUUAUAGUAGAGUUAGGAGCUAAAGAAAUGGCAACACAGGAUGUUGUGAUGUCGGAUGCUCAAGGGAGUCACAUGGCUGAUCACGGAGAAGUGCCGAAGAGUGGACAGUUCUUGCCAGUGGAAGGAGGUUAUAUUUUGGUGGAUGAAAAUGUGGAACCUGCAUUAUCAGGCGAUGAAGAGCUAACAGACUUGGACGCCAUAGAACGAGAAUUGAAGAUGUUGGACGAGCAGAUCCUGCAAAUGGCGCAGUCCAACAACAUUGAUCCUGAUGCUGUUCUAGCUUCUACUGAGACCUCCGUCGUACCUGUGGCAACUCCAUCGUCGUCGCCUCCCCCCACAAAGGAAGCUGAUAAGCCGCAGAAGCUGUUCCCGAUCUUCAGCAACCCCAACCCUGGCACCAGCACACCUGCCUCCAAAGGAUCCGAGAAAAGCAAGAAAAGUCUCCUCAAAACUGGCUCCGACCAGUACGUGAUCGACGCGGGACAAAAGAAUUUUGGGGCGACGCAGUGUAACGAGUGCGGAGCGAUAUACCAGGUCGGCGAUCCACAAGAUGAACACGAUCAUUUGGUGCAUCACAACGCAACUGAUGUUCUUCGAUUCAAUGGCUGGAAAGAAGAAUGCGUGGUGUACCGCGACGAGUGGAGCCGCUGCCUGCGCGUGCGCGGCGCGGACGCGGGCUGGCGGCGCGUGGCGGCGCUGCUGCGGCGGCUGCUGCACCCGCAGCUGGGCUACGGGGCCGAGCUCACGGGGGAGCCCCACGCCUACACGGCGUACCUUUACAUCGUGAAGAAACAGAUAGUCGGGUGCCUGGUGGUGGAGCCCAAAGUGAAGGCAUACAAGCUGAUCCCUGGCGAUCCCGACUGCUGCAGCGUGGAACACUACCCCGUCAAAUGUGGCGUAUCACGUAUUUGGACGCACAUCAACCACCGCCGCUCUGGUAUCGCGGGCCGCAUGCUGGACUGCGCGCGGGCCUCCUUCUUGUACGGCGCCGCCUUGAGGACCUCCGAGGUAGCCUUCAGUGCCCCCACGGCCGCUGGGAAGGCCUUCGCCACCAAAUAUUGUGGCACAGAAAACUUCUACGUGUAUUUGGACUGAUUUUGUGAGGUGAUGAGUCCAGAUAUAGCUUUUAGUAUACCCACGGCCGCUGGAAAGGCCUUCGUCACCAGAUAUGGCGCUACGGAAAACUUAACGUGUAUUUGGACUGAUUUUUUGAAGUUAUAAUGGUUUAGUUGGUGUAUGAAGAGACAUUUGAGCAAAAAUUGCUAUGAAAGUCUGGUGGACUGAUUUUUGUGUUGGUAUUGAUUGUCAUUUUAAAAUUGUGGGUCAGUGAUGAAUGUAAAAUGCCAAUAAAUACUGGCGAACUUAAUAGUGACUUGUUGGUUUGAAAAAAUAUUUGGAAGAUGCAGAAUUCAAAAAUGUAUUUCCACAAUUCAUUUUUGAAUUCUAUAUUGUCUAAAUAUUUUUUACUACGAAUUCAAAUAUUCUUAAUACAUUUAAAUUUUUAGAAUGUGUGAAUGUGCAUAUGUGCACUUUUAGCUAACAAAAAGCUGUGUUAAAUUGGAAUAUUGUUGAAAUUGCUCAAAAGCAUCUUUUUAACGGAUACAUUUAAACAUUCAAUGAAAAAGGAGAACUUUUUUAUUCCAAUUUUUUUUUUUGUGCCUAGAAUGGGACCAAUAUUGUUUAAACUAAUUUUAAGCCUUCUAUAUUAUGUACUGAAGGAUUGUUUAAUUAUCUAAGUGCCUUAGUCAAGGUGUGCCAAUAUAUUUAAUGUUAGUCAUUAUGAGAUUUUUAGAUGUACUUUUACUUUUUGAAACUUUUUAAUGACCAGUUACUAAAUUAUGCUCAACUCCUUGGGAGAAAUUUUAUUGGCAAAAGGGGACAAAAUGUGCCAUUGACUUUGUAUCCGGCAUACAAGUUGACCAAUGCGCAGUGUGUUUACAGCCGGAAGAAGACGUUAAGGCAUAGAUGACGAUAAAGCGCGGACCGCAUUGCCAUUUUAGGUCAACUUAUAUCCCGGAAAUCUUACAUGUUGAACUUUUCUAUAUAAGCUCUCUAGUUUUUUUUUGACGUUUAAAUACGCUUAUUCUGCUUAGUUUUAUGUACUUAUGUAAGGUGUAAAUCAGAGUUGUUUUAUUUAUGAACAUGUCUAAAUUUAUAGUUAAGCUACAACAGGAAACGUAUUUUCAUUUGUGGCAAAUGCUUUUUCACGAACCAUUAGUUGCUUGACUAUAUUUUUAUGGAAUAUCCAUACAUAGCUUUGACGGCGUUUAUAGAAUAAUAUUCUGGAAUAAUGGCAUUAGUGUUUUUAAAACUAUUUUAUUUAUGAUAGAAUUGAAUUUCUUAGAAAUUUUUGUACGACUUUGCAUUUAAGAUUAUGGAAGCCUCAUAGUUUAGUGGCAAGUCCAAAGAUAUUUUGUACCUAACAUUGCCAUAGACUUGUAAAUAAUAUUUAUUUGUAGAAUUGAAUGUUCUACAUGAUCCUACUCAUACAAUUUUAAGUUAACGAUAAUUAUUAUUUCUGAUAUUUCAGAAUAAUUUUAACUAAAUUUCUUUUUAAAUUUUGAUUUAUGUUAAGUUGCAUG